AUGAACGUCGUUAUUUUUUCGUUUUACUAUUGUGCUGUUGGUGUGCUACUGCAGGGGAUUGUUGGUAAAAAUAACAUUACCACUAAUACUGCUCUCGGUGGUAUCUCGGUUUCGUCGUGGUACAUUCCUCAUGAAGGUAAGUAAAACUAUAAUUUGUGGCCUUUACAAUUAAUUUAAACGAUUUUUGCGACAUUUAUAUAUUAAUUUAUCAUUAAUAAAACUGCUAAAGGUAUUUUUAAUUCCUCGGUAAAACAAAUUUUUCUACAGUAUUUACAUUUGUUUCGAUUAGCUGAUCGUUUUUUUACUUUACCUAAAUCAAUGGAUUAUAGGUAAACUUAAAGUCAUAUCAACUUUUAUAAAUUUUCUAGUCAACAUACAUCUAGUUUACAAAAAAAAAAUUGUUUUAGAAAUGUUCUUUUUCAUUGGGCUGAGUUUUGUACUUAGUUUUAAAAUUUAAGAAUAUAUAAUAUACGAUAUGUAUAAAUCCAGUUCUCUUACUUUCAGAGCAACACUCGUACCGACAUUGGUUGAUUUAGAAAUUCUAAAGUAUUGAUUUAUGAAAUAUAAGGUAAAGGCAGUUUUCCUCUAUAUUCAGCCUCCUUAAUGUAAUAAAUAAAAAAUGGCUUCAUCGUUAUUUUCUUAAUUCAAAUAUACUGUAUUACAUUUUUUUUUUAUGAAAAAUUGUGUUUAGUAAUUUUGGUUGUAUUAAAGAAAAUUCAUUAAAAUCAGUACAGGAAUAUUUUUUAAAUUAUUGUUUAUAAUCUCAAUUGCGUCGAUAGUAUAAAUAACAAAGCUACCUAAAUUAUAAUUAAAAAUAACGUCAAUAUUUACCGCACCACACGGUGUUACAGUUUUCUUUGUUUUUAAUUUGUGUAACAUAUGUUUUCUACCAGAAAUAUUGUUCUAAUAAAAAAAUAACAAGAAUUAGAUUUUGUGUCUAUAGCCACUAAGAGAGAAAGUCGUUUUUUGAUUUAUAUUAUAGUAUUUUUCAUAAUAAUUAGGAAAAUUCAAAAAAGAUGAUAAAUACAAUUUUUUUCAAAAUACGGCGCAAAGAUAUAUGUAAUUAUUUUAAAUGUAUUCGGAUUAUGUUUUCAACGACAAAUAUUACUCAAAUAGAAAAACCACAAGAUACCUUUUUUGUUGCAUAUUUAAGCUAGUUAAAUUUUAAUAUCAAAUUUUGACGAAAAUUGUUUGAAUAAAAAAUUAUGUGAAACAAAACUAAUCUGUCAAUUUUCGUUUUAAACAUAAGUAUAAUACCGUUUUAAGAACGAUUGUAAGUUAGAAUUGAGCGGAAUGACUAAGUUUCGAAAUUAUAGCUUUUUGAAAUUCUGAUAUUAUGUGGGUAUUACAUGUUAAAUAACUCUAUAUUGUCUUUCUUAAAGAAUGUUUGUCGUAGUAUAAUGGUUAUAUAUACCUUUUGUCAUCCUAGGGAUCGCAAGUUCAAACUCAAGUUUCGAAAUAAUAUUUGCAUUUUUUUCCCUCUUAUCUAAACAAGAAAAAGAAUGAAUUUUGAUUCUACCUAGAGUCCCAAGCUAUCGCUUGCUCGGACUAUUUUAAUCGCAAAAUACCCCACGGUAUUUUGUUGUGCAAACUUUUUUUACCAGAAAUCUUGCUCCGAUGUAUCAAGUUUAACUUAUUUUCUAAAAAAAAUGUUUAUCUACAUGAUACUUAAUGGAGGUAAUUUUUUAAUUAUUCCAGCGAUUUUAAAUAUCUGCGAAAAACCGGCAUAAAUGUCGAAAAAACGAAAAAUGUAUGAAAUGUAGGUACUAGGAAAAAACAAUUUUCGAUUUUCUAAGGAGUUUUCUAGACAAAUAUAAAAAACCGAAAAAAAAAUGGAAGAAAAACUGGAAAAUGUACUAAAUAUAGACAUUAGUUGAAAAAAUAUUAGCCUACAGCCUGUUUUUUUUCUAUGAAAAUAUGUUUUACCUAAAAUUGCUGUACUUAAAUAUUAAUGUUACACGUGCAAAAUUUCCUUGAUUUAACCCUCUGACGCUUGCAUUAGGUACAUUUUUGUAUGUCAUGCAUGUAUACUGCAAAUAAUUCAAUGCUUCAUUUUUCAAUUAUUAGUAUUAUUUAAUAUUAAUCAUAAUAAUAAUUUAAAAAAAAAUUAAUAUUCAUUCUGGCCAAAGUUACCAAAAUUUGUUAACUAACGACAAGGAGUUAUCAAACUAUGCGAGUUACUUUAUUAGACUAUAAUUUAUGAAUAAUGGCAAUUAUAACACAUGCAGUAAUACCACUUUAAGUUAUAACAAUGCUAAAUAAUAACAUUUACAAUAAUAAUCAAUGAUAAUAUUAAGAUUAUAUUGGAUUUGAUCACUGAGGUAGAUAGCAAUAUAUUAAUAUUACUAACAAUUACUUACAAUUAUUACGAACAUUGAACUAUUUUAUAAAAUUGUAAAAUAUAAUUCAAUAAUUACUAAAGUAUAUUGUUAUAUAUUUCAGUAGAUUUGAAAAACAAUUUUAAGACCAUUCAUUUUGGCCAAAUAACCAAACAAUAAAAUUAUCAUAACUUUGGUGACAUUGUACAUUUUUGUAAUAUAUUGAUAUUCCUUUAGUCAUCAGUCAUCACGGAUUAUUUUUUUAUGAUGGUUUUUUCAAAUAUUAUUUAACUACAAAGUAUCGCUGAUAUAAAGUUACGACGCAUGUAAGUGCCUGUAACAUUAUAUGGAUGUUGUAUGCAUUAAAAGAAUAUUCGAAUUAUAGCUGUAUCAUACUAUAUAUAUAUGUUGUUUAUUUGAUUUAACAGGAUUGAUAAAAAAUAAUAAAACCCCGGAAAUAUGCUACGACCAUAACUCCAAACCAUUAGGUAAGUGUUAUAAGCGAUAAGGUAUAAUAAUAUAAUAUUAUAAUUUGGUAAUGAGGGUAUCGUUAUUCACUGUAAAUUAAUGUAAGCUAGAUUAUACGAGAGAAUGGGUGGGAUGUAUCCUACCAUUAAGUCAUUUUUCUUAUAUAAUUAAAAUAAUAUACAGAGUAAUUUUUUAAGCAUAUCCAUUAGUGCCUACCCAAUUUAAUACAUUCUGAUUCUGAUAUUUGGAAUUUGUAAAUGUAAUGGAAGACAUAUUUUCUAACACUUAGAUUUUUCAAAACGUUUAAGGAUUAUCCUAUGACUAUUCCAACUUAAGUUUUUCUAAUGAAAACCUAAAUGUUUUUAUGUAAAUUGCCAACCAGGUGAUUUGUCUAAAAAUUUUGACAUAUUUUAAUUGAAAUUUGAACGUAAAAUAUCUGAGUUAUUCUACUUUAAGUAUUACAGAAUAAUGACUGCAUGAUUCAAAACAAGAAAUUAUUUAUACUACACAUGAAACAAUAGGUAUCCAGUCCCUGUAAAAUACUAUUAUCCUAAGUAUUUAAAGCAAAAAAAGUCAGAAACAUUUCAUUCAAAUUUUAAUUAUAAUACGUCAAAAUUUUGAAAAAAAAAAAUAUUAGUUUGUAUAAAAUUAUGUGGAUUCUCAUUCUAAAAACCAAUGUUGUUAUCACCACAAGAUACUCCUUAAAAUUAUACUAUUUUGUGAAAAAUCUAAGUAUUCAAAAAUAUCGUAGUUCACUACACUAAAAAAUUCCAAAAUACAUAAUUUAAGUUUAUGCAUAAUUCAUUCAUACAAAUAGGGUGAGCAUGGUUAAAAAUCACUCUGUAUAUUAUAUUAUAUCUUCAUAAGUAUAAAAAAAAAUUAUGUUAAUAAUAAUAUUUCUUAAAAAGUAUCCUUUUUCCCUACCCCAUGAUAAAAUCAUUUGACCACCACUGGUAUGAUUAAAAUUGGAAUGUGACCUAUGCCUUCCUUUUUAUUUUUUUAUUUAACGAUUUACCUUCAUUCUCCUCAACAUCAAAGGAGGGAAUAAUAAUAUAUUUAUAUUUAUUACGUAGUUAAUAGGAAAUUUAUUAGAUAUAAUAGCAUAUCUAUAUACCUAUAUAAACAUCAAAUUUUUCUCGCAGGUCUUUGCAUUACAUGGUCAGAAUGCAUUAACAAUAACCAAGGCGUUCCUACGGACAUUAUAUGCCCAGAUAAAUAUUCUAUAUGCUGUAUCUGUAAGUAAAUGUAUUUUUAAUUUUGAUCAAAUUAUUAUUUGUUAUUUUUUUAUUAAAAAUUAUCUUGGUACCUACUUCGGAAUGUAUUAUAUAAUAUGAUUUUUUCUUUCCGGCAUUGUUUAUGUUUUUUUUUUUUUAUCGUAUCCCUGAGAUGACCACCACAAGAAGUCAUGGAAUCAAAUUAAUUUUCUAGCUUCUAGUAAUCUAUUAUUGUUAGUAACUGUGAACAAAAAUGAAUAAAACUAUUUUUGAAUCUAACCAUGGUAAUUACACACAAAAACUUGAUCUGUAUUUUGUGGUAUAGCCAGGAUUACUCAACGGGGGGGGGCAAUAAAAAAAACCUCAUACAAAAUUACUUUGUAUUGUUUUCACUUAUUUGUAUACUUAAAUUAUUUAUUAUUAAUGAGUUACAUAAUUCUUAUGGUUUAUAACAUAAUAUUAUUAUUGUGUCCAAUCUGUAACGUUCAUUUUCCUAAGAGAUUUUUUUAAUAAAAGGAUUCAGUAUUUCUUUUUCGAUAGUUCAUAUUCUAAUUCGCCUUUAUCUAUUGUUAAUAAUGCCAAACCAUUCAACCUUUCUUCAUUCAUUGUAGCUUGUAAGUAUAUUUUUAGUAUUUUUAAAACAGAAAAUGUAAGUUCCGGGGUAGUGUUACAGGGAGAAUAGCAAAUAAAUGAAGAAUCUUCUUCAUAUUUGGAAAAAGCUUUGUGCAGUGUUGAAUUUUUUUCUAAAGUAGUCUCUAAUAAAUAUUCUUUCAAUUGCUAUUACUUUCUCCAUAUGAAUAACUCUGCUUUCAAAUAUAAAUUCAUACUAAUCAAAAAGUAAUGUUCGUAAAUAGGAGCAUCAGCUAAGGUUGAUUGGAUGUCAUAAUGUGUCAAAUUAGAUGAUAUGAGUCCUUCUAGGGGGGCAUAAUUAUUUCUAGUAUUUUAUCAAAUAUUGAACGUAAUUGAGUAGUUAAAUUAUCAAAAAUGGUAUAAAUAUUUCAAUUUUAUAAUAUUCCUCUGCGUCUUUGGCAUGUGCAUAUGUACUGUAAGUACAUAUAUUGUUUCGAGAAGUUUUUCUCCCACAAGUUCGAGGAAUAUGUAUUUCAACGUUUAGUUCAGAAGCUAUUACGGUAAAAUUUGACAUUAUUUCUUUAAAACAUUUUUCAGCAUCUGAUCGAAUGGCUUCAAAAGGUUUUCAAAUAAUCAUUACAUUUUUUAAAGGUUUGGAUAAGUCUGUUUGCUUUGUAGCACUCACAUAUACCGAUGCUUUGGUUAAGGUUUCAGGAUUUGUAUCAUAUUUUUCAAGAUGUUCUAGAGUAGCAAUUAUAUAAAUAUAAAGUUCUUUGAAAGUAAUAAAUGAAUCAUGUCAAUCGAUCCAUCGUGUUUUACUAAGUUUUUUCAAUUUUAUUUUUUUACCACUUUUAUUGGAAUUACUAUUUUUAUCAAAACCACUGUUUUCGUGUAAUUUGGAUAUAAUUUAAUAUUAAUUACAUAUUAUCAUAUAAAUAAUACAAUAUACUUAUCUAUGGAUAUUGGAUGUACUGAUAUAAUAUCAAUAAAAAAAAAAACUACACCCGAUGGCAUGACCCUUCUGCUCCCCCCUGGCUACGCCACUGUCUGUAUUUUAAGCGAACUCUUAUUUUUUUUUCACUGAUGGCAAGUUAACUGAUCUAAAUACUGCAAUAUAUAGGUAUUAGCUGUGCCUAUAGGGUUACUAUCUUUUAAAAAAGGCAGACCCGAAGACAGGCCGACAAGCAAAAAAAAGUCAUUAGCAAAUGAUACCAUGCCAUAUCGUAUUCUUAUCCAUUGUAUCUUAUUUUUGGCUUUUGAAAAUUAUUGUUCUCGUUACUUAUCGACAAAUUAUAUACCUAUAAUUAUAUAAAUUGUACUAAUUUUAAGAUGCUCGGAAAAUGCACGAUGCUCGGAUGCACGAAAAAUUACUUUUAUUAUGUAUAUUUUAUCUAGAUUCUAGAUAAUAAAUUGUUAUUUACCUAUUUUAUCUUUGUCAAGAUAUUAUUAGGUAUAUUACUAUUAUACUAUAAAUUAUGUCUUAUCAUUAUCUAAAUAUUUUUAAAUUAGCAUUUUAUUAUGAUUUCUAUAGUUAACAAAUACGAAUGUGACUCAUGGACGAAGGGAAACUCCAUGCACAUUACCAGCCCGAGAUAUCCUCAGCCGUUUUAUGACUUAGGUUUUUCCGAGAUAUUUCUCCAAAAAGUAACGGUUGUCCGGCUGUUACGUCUGGAUUUUAUAGAUUUUAAAAUGGUAAGUGUCGGAAUAGGUUAAACGAUUUUAACGAUAAUGAUAUAAUAAAGUAGAUAUCUACCAAAUUGAUAUUUACGUCCGUACAUCAUCAAUAAUAAUUAAUAAGUAAUAUAAGAAAUACCUGGGCUUUUCCAUUCAAAUUUUAUUUCCGCAUAGCUAUGGUUCCAAAUUAUUAAUUUUGAAAAUUCGGGGUUCUAAAAACAUAUCCUAUACUAGCUGUAAUAUUUUUGUAAUUUGUACAUAGGCACUUCCGAACAGUGACACUGGGGUAUGCGAGACAGACAGGAUGGUUAUUACCAAUGGAGACAUCCAGUAUGUUAUGUGUGGUCCCUACACUAACCAACACU
Molecule: messenger RNA, 6609 nt
Organism: Cinara cedri
Lineage: Eukaryota; Metazoa; Arthropoda; Insecta; Hemiptera; Aphididae
Source: the annotation of a GenBank genome assembly